AUCCACUAAAUAGGAGAUAUUAAAUGAAAUUAGCAGUUGCCAAAAUAAGAAAAUAUGUCAACCUCACCUAAAUAUAUGUAGCUCUUUUGGCGCAAUUCAUUCAUGAACAUAUUGGAACUCCCAAGUAUACUGAUACUAUUGAUCCAAAAUUUAGUUAAGGGUUUUGGUUUCGGUAUUUUGCUUGGGAUUACGAAAAUAUUAUUCAUAUAUUUUCCAUAAAAAAGGCGACAGCUCCCUUUAUAUUCUGUGCUCAAAAUGGACAUAAAGAACGUUGCAGCGCUCUCUUUCAUGUUUGUGCUAGGAAUAGUGGUACCAAGCAUGCAGUGGCCGUGCGGCUGCAGACCAACCUUCGAGUAUUGCGCCAACGACUACCAAACGUACCACAGCAUCUGCGAGUACAAGUGCCUGAAUCCCACAAUCCAGUUCCAGGAUUGGUUCAUUCUUUACUUUGAACCUUGCUACUAUGACCCUACUACUCCAACUACUACCACUACUACUGCAAGAACAACAACUGCAGUACGUGGUCCAUGCGGUUGCAUUUCGGACUAUACAUUUUGUGGCGACGACUACAGAACGUACCAUAGCGCCUGCGAGUACAAGUGCAAACAUCCCUCCUCCAAGUUCGAAAAGUGGACCGUUAUGUACGAUGGGGCUUGCGUCACGAGGCUAUAGUACUACAUAGAACAGCUAAGGAAUUCGACUUAACCCCUGGAACGCCGUUAUCAAAAAAAUAUUUACCACAGAAUUAUUAAUUCUGUAAUUCUAUUUGUUAGUUACAAAUUGUCAGUGACACAUGUGGAACAAGGCGUUUGAGGGGUUAAGGGCCAACUUGUUAUUAGUUCUCCAGACAAUAUCGGGUGGUAGGCCUGUAUAUUUUAAUUUUUUAUUCGUACUACAAUUAUUUCAGAGCCGAAAAGUAACGCAAAUAGUGCAUAAGUACGACACAAGCAAUAGGUUAGAUAUUAAUAAAAUAUUUAUAAAAAUACUUCAGAUAAAACUUA
Messenger RNA from Leguminivora glycinivorella, 1001 nucleotides. RefSeq lists its product as uncharacterized. The transcript is spliced from 3 exons. Lineage: Eukaryota; Metazoa; Arthropoda; Insecta; Lepidoptera; Tortricidae. The record is from RefSeq and is a predicted model, not a curated record. Gene Ontology annotation, molecular function: protein binding. Bases 256 to 672 code for a protein of 138 amino acids.